Coccidioides posadasii C735 delta SOWgp is the source of this 411-nucleotide messenger RNA. Lineage: Eukaryota; Fungi; Ascomycota; Eurotiomycetes; Onygenales; Onygenaceae. The record is from RefSeq and is a predicted model, not a curated record.
AUGUCUGCCGGGCACCUUGAGAGACAGAGGUCCAUGUCCUCCAGUUCUCGCUCUGUCACCGCUGCGCUGAUGCCGAGCCCUCCCCUUGAAAUCAACAAUGACUUCGAACCCUGUGCGGCGACGGCCUCUUCGUUCCUGUUUGCACAGGGUUCGACAAUCCUAGUUUUACACCAUGAUACUCUUGCUGUUGACCGGAAAUUCGACUUUCAUACGGAAAAUAUCCUCUUCAUCGCUGUCGACAACGUCAGCGAAAGUGGUGCCGGUCGACUGGUAGUGAGUUACGAUACCAGCCAGACUGCGAUCAUAUGGGACAUUUUCACAGGCCAGGAGAUUGCUCGCUUUGCUUCGUUCGAGCUCUUGCGUGUCGCUUCGUGGAUGCGCAAUGGGAACAUUGCGUUUGAGCGUGUCUAG